CAGCUGAGUCUGACCUGACUGACAGACACUGGACGACAUGGAGGAGCUGCUGGUGACGAGCAGAGCUGCAGCAAAGGUUGGUUUCCAUGGCAACCAGCGGGUCCACAUCAUCCUGGGCAGCGAGUCAUGUGACCUGGACUCUGUGGUGUCAUCGCUGGCGAUGGCCUACUUCCUGUUCAGGACGUCCUCUGGUCCUCCAGGCUGUUCUCUGGUUCUUCCAGUUCUCAACAUUCCCCGGUCGCAAUUCCACCUGCGAGCUGACAUCCUCCUGUUGCUGAGGGAGGCCGGCAUCGCCACAGAGACUCUGGUGUUCAGAGACGAGGUGGACCUGGCUCAUCUCCAUGGCAACAGGAGGCUGGCACUGACACUGGUGGACCACAACAUCCUGCCAAGUACCGACAGAGACCUGGAGGGGGCGGUAGUUGACGUCAUCGACCACCACCAGCUGCAGAGGACCACCUCCUUCGCCUGUCCUGUUACGGUGGAGAUGGUGUUGUCCUGUGCCACCUUGGUAACAGAGCGGAUCCUGUCCAGAGCCCCGGAGAUCCUGGACCAACAGCUAGCUUUACUGCUGUAUGGUGUGAUGGUAGUGGAUUGUAUGAAUCUGUCUCCUGUGGCCGGUAAAGUGAUGGUUAAAGACAGAAAGAUGGUCCACCUGCUGCAGACGCAGUUCCCUGACCUGCCACAGAGGGACGCUCUUCACACCGCUCUGCACACAGCAAAGCUUGACCUGGCAGGUUUCACCACGGAGCAGAUCCUCUUGAACAACAUGAAAACGGUUGCCGGUGGCGACCUGAAAGUAGCUGUUAGCAUCGUCUACAUGAGUCUGGAUUCGUUCUUUCAGAGGAAGAACCUGCAACAGGAGCUCUGCCACUUCUGCAAAUCACACCAUUUGGAUGCUGUGGUCGCCAUGACAAUAUCCUUCAAUGACCAAUCAGACGAACCUGUAAGGCAGGUGGCCAUCUAUGGCUCCAACCUGCUGUACAGGCAGGAGAUCAACCAUGCCCUCUUAGACACUCGUAGCCCUGCUCUCUGCCUGUCUCCUGCCAGCAGCCCAUACAAGGACGUCCUGGCUUAUCACCAGGGCAACACUCUGGCCUCUCGCAGAAAAGUCCUUCCUGUCCUCACACACCUCCUGUCUGACUGGUGGAACAGAGCAGUGCAUUGUGGGGCAGGUGGCGAGGAACUGGAGGACCAACUUGACCAAUCAGACGUGAUGAUCUAUGACACGUUUCCUGUCAACAAAGAAUCAGCUGACCUCUCUGACGCUGACCGGAUGCCCUACGUUUACUCUGCCUGCCAUCGCCACCGGCGGCGGCUGCAGCUGGGAGUAGAGGAUCAUGGGAAUGUGGAGGAGGAUUACGGCGGCAGGAUGAUGCCACCGCCACCACCAAUGAACAGUUUGGUGGAUGGCUGCCCGCUGGAUGGAAGCUUCAACCAGGAAGCUUUACUGGAGAAGUUCAGCAGGAUGGGAGGGGGGGAGGAGGAGCAGGUGGGGAGGGGAAACUAGAGAGGAGGAAAAGGAGGAUGAAGAGGAGAGUGGAAACAUGAUUGGUUUCUUCAUGGACUCGACACAGUAUCAUUUUCUGAGGGUUGGUACUUGUCCGUCAAUCCACCACUUUGAUCCAGACUGAAGUACCUCAACAACUAUAGGACAGAUUGUGACAUUCACGGUGCCCAGAGGAUAAACCCUCAAGACUUUACCUUUAGCGCCACCAGCUGGUUACAAUAUUUGGUUUUAGUGAAAUAUAAAUGGUCAAAUAUUGGCUGGAUUUCCAUAAAAUGUAAUCAUCAGGUCAAAUUUUUAAUUAGUCCAAUCAUUUUCUUGACAUUUGUUGGCCAGAAUGAAUUUUUGAGAAUUGUAUGGAUUAUCACUGAUAAAAAUCAUUCAUGGUCCUCAGACAAUGAAACGUGCUAAUGAGGUUUUUACUGAAAUGUCUCAACAACCUUUAGAUGUAUUGCCUUAAAAUAGAAAUUCAAACAUAUUCAUAGUCUCCAGUGGAUGAAUCCUGGUGGUUUAGUUACACCAGUCAAGUUCAGUUCAGUUAUCCAAUUUAUUGGGUUGAAAUAAUUUAUUUGUGAUCCCUAGAGGAUAAAACUUAGUGAUUUUGUUGAUCCCCUGACUUUUCCUUUAGUGCCAUCGGGUGUUUGUGUUUUUAGUUCAGAGUGAAAUGUCUAUACAACUAUGUGAGGGAUGUCAAUUCAUUUAUAUAUAAACAUUCAUGGUCACAAGAGGA
This is a messenger RNA of Seriola dumerili (greater amberjack), 2237 nucleotides long. RefSeq names its product exopolyphosphatase PRUNE1-like. Bases 38 to 1510 code for a protein of 490 amino acids. Lineage: Eukaryota; Metazoa; Chordata; Actinopteri; Carangiformes; Carangidae. Gene Ontology annotation, cellular component: cytoplasm. The record is from RefSeq and is a predicted model, not a curated record. Gene Ontology annotation, molecular function: exopolyphosphatase activity. The transcript has 8 exons.